Cajanus cajan (pigeon pea) is the source of this 943-nucleotide messenger RNA. It is a transcript of the gene AIR12, whose product is annotated as auxin-induced in root cultures-like protein. NCBI's taxonomy places the organism in Eukaryota, Viridiplantae, Streptophyta, Magnoliopsida, Fabales, Fabaceae. The record is from RefSeq and is a predicted model, not a curated record.
UAUCCCCUCCACCUCCGAAGCAGAAAGCUAAAUCCACCACUUCACUCAUCACUACCUCUCUUUUUUAUAUUUCUCUCUUUCUUUCUCCAUUGAUCUUUUCUCAUCACACAUAAAUGGCAUCACACCUACCCUUCAUAGCUACCAUCACCGUCUUCCUCUUUCUCUCUCUCUCCCUCACCCCUUCCCACUCCGCCACCACCUGCGCCUCCCCAAAGCUUCCCUCCAACCGCACCUUCGCCAACUGCACCGCCCUCACGGCGCUCGGCGCCACCCUCCACUACAGCUACAACGCCACCAACCGCUCCCUGGCGGUGGCCUUCGCCGCCGCGCCGCCCUCCGCCGUGGGGUGGGUCGCCUGGGGCCUCAACCUGGGCGGCUUCGGCAUGGUCGGCGCUCAGGCCCUGGUCGCCAUCCCCGCCGACGGUGCCGUGGCCGUCCACCGCUACAACCUCUCCUCCUACAAGGACGUUAGCGAGGUGAAGGCCUUCUCCUUCGACUCAUGGAACGUCUCCGCGGAACAGACUAACGGCGUCAUAACGAUCUACGCGUCCGUCAAGAUCCCGGAAACGGCGCCCAACGUCAGCCACGUGUGGCAGGUUGGCCCCGUCUCCGGAGGGAAGCCCGAUAUCCACGCCUUGAAGUCGGAGAACAUCAAAUCCAAGGCGGCGCUGCCCUUCGCGGUGGAGGCCGCGGCGGCGACUGGGAACGCCACCGGCAACGCGACUGCGCCCGCGAGUGGGGAAAAGAGUGCUUCCGCGGGAGAGAGGCUUCACGUUUGGUGGGUGCUCGCAUUCAUUAUGGGCCUUGUCGCCUUUUGAUGUGAUUCUUUUCACUUUUUACUUUUUACCACCUUCAGCCACUUGGUCUCUCAAUAAUUUUUAUUGUACUGUCAUAUUUCCAUUUUUUUAAAUAUUUAUUGUAGUACUAUUUUUUUUUGUCUUUA